Messenger RNA from Brassica napus (rape), 1491 nucleotides. RefSeq names its product GATA transcription factor 3. Gene Ontology annotation, molecular function: zinc ion binding; sequence-specific DNA binding. The record is from RefSeq and is a predicted model, not a curated record. The transcript is spliced from 2 exons. NCBI's taxonomy places the organism in Eukaryota, Viridiplantae, Streptophyta, Magnoliopsida, Brassicales, Brassicaceae. Gene Ontology annotation, biological process: positive regulation of DNA-templated transcription. Gene Ontology annotation, cellular component: nucleus. Bases 494 to 1294 code for a protein of 266 amino acids.
GAUCAUUCAUGAAAUAAGAUUUUGUAAUAUUCCACAAACUAGAAACUAUUAAGAAAAAUAAGUUAGGGGAAUAGAAAGAAGAAGAAAAAGAGCUUUAACUUUUGGAAUUGGAAGAAGUCCAAACACAAAAACAUAAAGUCUUUAUUUUACCUUUUAACCCCUUCAAAAAUCAUCGUUUAAUUUCAGUGCCCUCUUACUUUGUCCAUAUCUCUCUACUCCUCUGUUUCUUGGCCUUCUCUAGUCAGCUCUUCUCCUAUCUUCGUCUUUAUCAGGUAAAGAAUUAUGAUGAGCAUAUCCCUCAACCAUACCUCUCUCUACUCUUUUAAGUUUUACAACUUCUCUGAAGUUUGCAUGCGCAGACGGUUAUGUAGACCAUAAGGUUUAGCUUUUUAGCUAUUUUAUUUGUAUGGUUGUUGUAAUAGUUAAGAGCUAAAUAUGUAAGUGAUAAUUGAAACUUGAAAGAUUUUAUAUGUAUGUAUGAAAGAAAGAGUGAAUGGAGCUGUGGACAGAAGCUAGAGCCCUAAAGGCAAGUCUGAGAGGUGAAGCUAUAAAGCAUCAGGUGACUGUGUCAUCUGAGGAAUUAAGUCGAACUUCUUCUGCUGAAGAUUUCUCCGUUGAAUGUUUUCUAGAUUUCUCAGAAGAAGGUCAAGAAGAAAAACUUGUCUCAGUUACUUCUUCACAAGAAGAACAAGAACAAGAUUGUUGUAUCUAUAGUUCACAACCUUGCAUCUUUGAUCAACUUCCUUCUUUGCCGGAUGAAUAUGUGGAAGAGCUUGAAUGGGUAUCUCGUGUUGUGGAUGAUUGUUCAUCACCAGAAGUCUCACUUCUCCUCACACAAACCCACAAAAUCAAACCAAACUUCUCAUCUUCAAUUCCAGUUAAACCAAGAACCAAACGGUCUCGGAACAGCUUAACCGGUGACCGGGUUUGGCCACUCGUUUCAAAAAAUCAACAUGCAAAUGGAGAGCAUGGGAGGAAGGAGAAAAAAGAAAUAGCCGUUGGGUUUCAAAGAAGAUGCAGCCAUUGUGGCACAAACAACACACCUCAGUGGAGAACCGGUCCGGUCGGUCCAAAAACGUUAUGUAAUGCAUGUGGAGUCAGGUUUAAGUCCGGUCGACUCUGUCCGGAAUACAGACCAGCGGAUAGUCCGACGUUCUCUAGUGAGAUCCACUCAAAUCUUCAUAGAAAGGUUCUGGAGUUGAGAAAGAGUAAAGUGUUGGUUGAAGAGACAGGUGAAGCUACUACUAAAUCAGACCAAGUCAAAUUUGCCAGUAACGCGGUAGAUAGGACGUAGGUAAAACUAAACCUCUAGCUAAACCUACUUUUAACAUUAUCUUUAGUGUUUUAAUCUAGCAACUUGCUCCAUAACAAUGGAAGCUGUUUUGGAAUUAGUCUAUAAAAAAUGUUUCUUCUAUGAACAAGAUUAUGUAAUUUUUUAGUGAUGUGAGACCAUGCACCACCACUACUAAGAAUGAUUUCGGUUCAUGUGAA